This is a messenger RNA of Entrophospora candida, 1056 nucleotides long. The record is from the annotation of a GenBank genome assembly. NCBI's taxonomy places the organism in Eukaryota, Fungi, Glomeromycota, Glomeromycetes, Entrophosporales, Entrophosporaceae.
AUGGAAAACAAGCAACAAUCAGAAGGGCCAUUUUUAGCAAUGUUUCCGGGAAUUCCACCUCCGAUGGAUUUAAAUUUUCAAGUUUACAAAAAGUCUGAUUCUGUUAUUUUUCAAGAGUGUAUUGUUACAAGUCAAAAUGAGAGAGUUAAUUAUGAAGCAAGAAACUUAGAAAAAAUGGAUAAUGAUCAAUCAAACAAUGAUUACAUGAUUGCCAUCUAUAAUAAAAAAACAAAAACGAUAACAUUUAAAGAAAUUCCAGUUAUAAGUUUUAAAGCUACUCCUAAACGCAUUAAAUUAGAAAAAGAAAAGAAACCAGACAUUCCUAAAGAUUAUGCUACUGCUAGAAACGCUCUUGAUUUAGAAUUUAGCACUAAGAAAAGACAGUCACAAAUUAAUGCGAUUCAAAGAGGCAAAAUUGAUGUAUCACAAAUGGAAGGCAUUGAAAAUUUUGUUGAAGUAGUUGGCGAAAAAGUCAAAACAAUGUCUAAUGAAGCAACAAAAUUAAAUGAAGUUUAUAAUUUAGAAGACAUUCUGACAAAAGAAGAAACAUCUAAAUAUAUCAAUAGUCGAUUAUUUCCAUCUUUAUCACUUAAAAAAAUUAAUACUAAACGUAUAAAAAUAUUAUUAUAUAUUGGAUACAUGAUGAGUUUUAGAAGUUUUGCACAUUCCAGUAUUAAUAACCAAGAUAUAAUGUCAAAAAAUUUAAACAAUCCACCAAGAAAAAUUUUAGAAGGGCUUUAUGAAAGAUAUACAGAAAAAUUAUAUAAAAAACAAGAAAAUAAAUUACUAUGUUGGAUGUUUACAUUAUGUUUAAUGUUGGAUGGAUAUCGAGUAGAAACUGAAGCAUUAGUUCAAGAUUUGCUUUUAACUAAAACAAAGGUUAGUAGUUUAUUUAAAACAUUAGGUUGUAAAGUUGAAAAUUUAAGUAAAAAAGAAUUAGAUGCGUUAGGAUUAACAAGCAAUGUAGGAGGAGGAGUAAGUUCCAUUAAAAGAGCAGUAUUAAGUUUACCGUUAACAUUUCCUGAACCUAAAGCAAUAAAAAAAACAAACAAAUAA